AUUAAAUAGAUAUAGCCUAGAACCCGUCGAUUGAGUAAUGAAUCAUGAUUCAGCGAUUAUUUAUCAUUGUUUGUUUUCUUCCUCUAAAUCAAGCUUCGCUGCCAUUGGUGAUAAACACAUGGCGCUUUGAGGAUGCAGCCGGCGCAGCCUGGAAGGCGUUGGAGAAGGGUAGCUCGGUUCUAGACGCGGUAGAGCGGGGCUGUGCGUACUGUGAGCUCGUGCAGUGUGAUGGGAGCGUCGGCUUUGGCGGGAGUCCGGACGAGCGCGGAGAGACGACGCUGGACGCGAUGAUUAUGAAUGGAGAUACGAUGGAAGUAGGAGCAGUGGCAGAUCUGCGCAGGGUCAAAAAUGCUGUGGGUGUCGCUCGAGCAGUGAUGGAACACUCAGAGCACACCUUCAUAGUGGGCGAGUCGGCCACAAUCUUUGCUCAAAACAUGGGCUUCACGUCUGAGGACUUGUCAACUAACAAAUCAAUAGCUAUUUUCUCUCAGUGGCUGCAGCAGAAUUGUCAACCCAACUAUAGAAAGAAUGUUUCUCCAGACCCUUCCAAAUCAUGUGGGCCAUACAAGCCCAAAGCCAAGCAAUGGAUGUCAAAGCACCCGAGAGGAAAUUUUGACCCCAGAUCUCAUGACACAAUUGGUAUGGUUGUGAUCGGAAGGCAAGGACAGGUAGCUGCUGCAACAUCCACCAAUGGAGCAACACAUAAGAUACCAGGCCGUGUAGGUGAUUCACCAGUGGCUGGAGCCGGGGCUUAUGCUGACAGCACAGUCGGUGGAGCGGCUGCCACAGGAGACGGAGACAUCAUGAUGCGUUUCCUUCCAAGUUUUCUAGCUGUUGAGCUGAUGAGAAAUGGAGCACAACCCACUGUUGCCUGUCGGACAGCCAUUAACAGAAUCAAGAAGUAUUACCCUGAUUUUUUUGGAGCAGUUAUUUGUGCUAAUACAGCUGGUGAUUAUGGUGCUGCUUGUAACAAGCGUCCCGGGUUCAGCCAGUUUCCCUUCAUGGUGGUCAACCCACUGACAAACCAGCCCGAGUUGCAUACAGUGAACUGCUUUUAAUUGAAAUCAUUUUGUUGUAUACUUGUAUACUAUGUCUUGUAAAUUUGAUUCAUGUAUCAUUGAAGUGUAUAUGCCUUUUGAUCCAAAGUGACUUUGCACUUUUUAAAAUACAUUCCUAAAAUGUUUUAAAAUCUUCUGAAAGAUCUGCGAAUCAGAUUAAGCUCUUGGAUGUUUUAUACUGUAUUUGAACUGCUACAUGUUUCCAAAUACACCAUAAUAAAUUGCCAA
Danio rerio (zebrafish) is the source of this 1286-nucleotide messenger RNA. RefSeq names its product aspartylglucosaminidase (gene aga). The record is from RefSeq and is marked provisional. Gene Ontology annotation, molecular function: hydrolase activity; N4-(beta-N-acetylglucosaminyl)-L-asparaginase activity. NCBI's taxonomy places the organism in Eukaryota, Metazoa, Chordata, Actinopteri, Cypriniformes, Danionidae.